Metarhizium acridum CQMa 102 is the source of this 1899-nucleotide messenger RNA. Lineage: Eukaryota; Fungi; Ascomycota; Sordariomycetes; Hypocreales; Clavicipitaceae. The record is from RefSeq and is a predicted model, not a curated record.
AUGACUGAGCCCGCUGUUGAAGGAGAGCCUUUUCAGUACUAUGACAUUGUCAUUGUGGGAGCUGGCCCAGUCGGGCUAAUGCUCUCUACCUGCUUGGCUAGAUGGGGCUAUCGAGUAAAGCAUGUUGACAACCGACCAGAGCCGACAAAAACUGGACGAGCUGAUGGCAUCCAGCCCCGGUCGUUGGACCUGCUUCGAAACAUGGGACUGAAGACGGGGCUCAUGGCUCACAAGCCGGCUCGAGUUUACGAAGUUGCCUUCUGGAACCCAGACCAGUCCGGUAACGACAUUGUUCGAACCGGAACAUGGGCUAGUUGCCCAAACUUUAUUGAUGCCCGCUAUCCUUUCACCACAUUGCUGCACCAAGGACAUAUCGAGAAUGUUUUCAUCAAUGAUCUGGAAAAGAACGGCGUGCUGAUACAGCGGCCAUGGACCAUUACACACUUCGAGUCCGACGAGCAAGAAAACUCUGAGUACCCCGUGCGUGUUGAGUUGAAACAUGUAGAUGGGACAGCUACAGAAGCAGUCCGGGCUAAAUAUCUAUUUGGUGGCGAGGGAUCGAGGUCCUUCCAUGUAUGGGGAGUUAUGGAUGGCGUUGUUAAGACAGACUUUCCUGAUAUCAAGGUCUGGUCAUGGCAGAUGAAAUGCACGAUACACAGCCACCACGGUUCCAUCAUGGUCAUCCCAAGAGAAGACAACAUGGUUCGACUCUAUAUCCAAAUCGCGUCUUCAGACGAACCAGAUUGGAAUCCAAGAAAGACAGCUACGUCCGGAGAGGUGCAAGAGGCGGCAAAGAAGAUCCUGCACCCGUAUACGAUAGAUUGGGAGCGCGUCGAAUGGUAUUCGGUGUACCCCAUUGGGCAAGGAAUCUCGGAAAGGUACAGCCUAGAUCAGCGCGUAUUUCUGGGUGGUGAUGCAUGCCACACGCAUAGCCCCAAGGCAGGUCAAGGCAUGAACACCGCCUUUCUAGAUGCUCUCAACCUGGCCUGGAAGAUACACGCGGUCGAAGGAGGCUUUGCACACCGCGAUCUGCUCAAGACUUAUGAGACGGAGCGCAAAGGGGUGGCGGAAAGUCUGUUGGACUUCGAUAAUAGAUAUGCAAAGUUGUUUUCCCAGCGGCCUCCUGCGGCUAAGGAAGUAGAGGCAGCCACUGAAGGGUGCCCCGCAAACCGCGGCGAGAUAGAGGAAGACGAGUUUGUUAAGAUGUUCAAGGAAUCGUGUGAGUUUACCAGCGGAUAUGGUGUGGCUUAUGGGCCGAAUGAGGUGAAUUGGUCAGUGAACCAUCAGGCCAAGUCGACUCUUAUUCACCCUGAAGGCACCAAGCUUCGAACGGGCCAUAUAUUCAUCAAUUCGGACGUUACAAGAGUGGUGGAUGCAAAUGUAGUACAUUUGGAGCAGGAGAUACCGCUCAAUGGCUCAUUCCGUAUCUUCAUCUUUGCCGGAAAUCCAGCCGUUACUCACACUGCCUUGCAAGAUCUGGCCAAUAGUCUCGGUGCGGAACGCUCUUUCUAUGGCGCAUACGCCAGAAAAGAUGUCAACACGGUAUCACACCAUGAACGACACAAUCCGCACAGCUUGUUUUUCACCAUUUGCACAAUAUUUGCUGCCAAGCGAUCGAGCAUUGAAAUAUCUAAGGAUGUACCCCGACUUCUAGCACGAUAUCGGGACCACAUUUACGCUGAUGAUAGAUGGGAUCGAAGGGUGCCCGAUUCAAGAGCCUCGGCCCAUGCCAAGAUGGGUUUGGAUGAAGAGAGGGGUGCUGUGGUGGUGGUUCGCCCCGACGGUUAUGUUAGCGUGAUUGUGAGUCUCGUGGAGGGAAGUGGAACGGUGAACGCGUUGAACGAGUACUUCUCGGCGUUCUGCAGUAAGAACCUAGUAGCAGGUACUUCCCAACUGUAG